CUACAGGCUACAUACUGAGGGACGGAUGAAUGAACAGAUGCCAGAACCUUCACGUCCCCUACCCCGAGAUGGCGGUAAGUCUCCGCCGGCCGGACACUGGGUGAAAUUCGCAGUCCCAAUAUGUAUGCUCGUGCUGGCGUAGCUCCAAAGACGAACUCUAACCUGAUGCCUCCUCUGUUGACGAAAGACAACCCAUGUCUGAUUCGGGAAUCUCGGGCGCUGCAGCGUCUACUCUGUUGCAAAGUUCCACGGCAGAGACGACCGCCUUCUCACGCACGAGAAAGGGAGGCUACGGUCCGGAAAUGGAGGUCCUCUCUAUCAGCAACAUUCAACGAUGAUUCUAUCACCCCUCAUGCAUGUGGGGGCAGACUGCUUCAUUGUGUGCUGAGACCUUGGUCUUGGAGUGUUCAAGUCAGUGCUCAUGGCAGACAUCUCUUUCAGAUGAUGAGUUUGUCCCCUAUCGGCGCCAACUCAUUAUUAGGCAUCAUCCUUCAACUCAUGGGAUUGCCUAAGGUGGUUGAUGAUCCAAGACACCUGCACAUCCUCCCGAACCUCUCUACUGAUUCUUCGCACACAGAGAUGGGCGGCUACACACUUGGAAAUGACCGUCAUGCUGAACUCUAGAAUGAUGGAAGCUGUUAGUUCAGACCCAGACACUCAGGGUCGCGGUCGGUAACUGUUUGUCAAAGACGCGCAGCGGCCCAUCAGCCGAAAGUCUAGUUCCGAUGCACAGUCCCUAGAUGCCAGGUACUAUAAAGUGGCUGGGAUCAAGUCCUA
Messenger RNA from Colletotrichum navitas, 777 nucleotides. RefSeq lists its product as uncharacterized. Bases 121 to 624 code for a protein of 167 amino acids. The transcript has a single exon. Lineage: Eukaryota; Fungi; Ascomycota; Sordariomycetes; Glomerellales; Glomerellaceae. The record is from RefSeq and is a predicted model, not a curated record.